This is a messenger RNA of Cetraspora pellucida, 183 nucleotides long. NCBI's taxonomy places the organism in Eukaryota, Fungi, Glomeromycota, Glomeromycetes, Diversisporales, Gigasporaceae. The record is from the annotation of a GenBank genome assembly.
AUGUUAAAAAAAAACAUAAGAGAAAAAGGAAUAGAGUUUGCUUAUGCACUUGAUAUUAAGAAAGAGGAUUUAUUAUUUUCAUCUGAUUGGAUCACUAAAUUUAAAAAAAAGAAUCAACUUCAUUAUAUUACAACUCAUAGUGAAUCUGAAAGUGCACUACUUGAAUCUUUGCCAGAAUUUUGA